Cataglyphis hispanica is the source of this 1331-nucleotide messenger RNA. Its product is annotated as pseudouridylate synthase RPUSD4, mitochondrial-like. Bases 157 to 1260 code for a protein of 367 amino acids. The transcript has 4 exons. The record is from RefSeq and is a predicted model, not a curated record. Gene Ontology annotation, molecular function: RNA binding; pseudouridine synthase activity. Lineage: Eukaryota; Metazoa; Arthropoda; Insecta; Hymenoptera; Formicidae. Gene Ontology annotation, biological process: pseudouridine synthesis.
GUUACGUGAACUAUAGAUUUUCAGGCGACCUGUGCGUUCAAUGCGUGAAACUGAACGCAUCUAUAUUAUACGUCUAUGGAUCUUGCCUCCUAAUAUAGAGAUAACAAAUAUUAAUGCAAGAGGAAAAAAAGAAUAAUUUUAAACUUUGUCAAAAAAAUGGUGAAUGCAAUGAUGCUAUUUAGAAGUACGCAAAACAGUGAGUUCGCGGCGGCAUUUUACACGUGUUACAGAACAUAUUGCACUAGAAUGGAGGAUGUAUAUACGCCGCAAAAGAAAGUGAUCCAUCCGUACCGCCAAAUCCAUCCAUGGAAAUCGGAGAACGAAUUUGCAAAUAGUUUGUUGAAAAAUAUUAUUUACAAUGCAGAUGGAAUAGUUGCAAUAAACAAACCAUAUGGCAUAGCUGUAUAUAAAAAGAAAGAAAAAAAUGCUGAUUUAAAAAACUAUCACAAAAUUGUAGACGCAGUUGAUUAUUCUAUAUCUGAUGUUUUGCCAUAUCUUGCAAAGCAAUUAGAUGUACCAACCUUAAUACCAUGCAUGGGAUCGGAAAAAUUUAUGACUGGCCUCUAUGUUUUUGGAAUAAAUGACGAUGCAUGUCAGCAGGUAGAGAAGGCAAGAAGACGAUUUCAAAUGGGUAAAUAUAGAAAAUAUUGGGCAAUCACGACCAGAGUUCCAAGUGAUAUCAAAGGAAAAUAUCAUUUGGGAAUGAUCUUACAAGAAUCUUCAUUAGGAAUGAAAAAGCCUGUUAUCUUAACAAAGUGGUCUAAUAAUGCAGUAAAAAAAAAUGAAGUCCAAUUAUUAAAUAUAAAUUAUAAAAUUAUAUCCAAUUCGACACACAAUUUGAGCUCCCUAAUAGAAAUGGAAGCAUCUAUAAAAAGAUGGCACUCUCUUAGAUUAUUUGCUUCUACUAUGCUGUACAGUCCGAUUCUUGGAGAUAAUUGUCAUGGAUCACGAAUUCAAGAAAUCAUGGGUACAUGGAUAAAAGUCAAUCCAUUUGCUGAAUCAUGUUGGGAUAUGCCAAAAAUAAAUCGACAACUGCUGCAGUUGCUGGAUAUAAAGCAAAAUCAGCAAGAAAUUAUUCCCACUCAUAUACACUUAAGAAAUAUAUAUUUAACCUCUUUUGGCAAACAGAAAAAGGAUAUAAUAUUAGAAGCACCUUUAAUACAUCCUUUUGAUUGGACUUGCAAACAACUUAUGUUUAAGCACAUACCCGAAUUAAACAAUGACAACAUACAAGAUGAGGUAAAAAUAGCUUCUAUGUAAUUAUGAUGAAAUUGAUAUAUAAUGUUAAUGAAUUUUACCAAGUAUUAUAAUAAAAAAAAUUGUAAUUUAAA